Rattus norvegicus (Norway rat) is the source of this 3717-nucleotide messenger RNA. The record is from RefSeq and is a predicted model, not a curated record. NCBI's taxonomy places the organism in Eukaryota, Metazoa, Chordata, Mammalia, Rodentia, Muridae.
CAAUAACAAUAACAAAGAAAAUGAAGGACGGUGGGAAAAAAAUCUUAAAAGCAGGAAACACUGGAAGGAGGGACACUGGAAGGAGUGACACCGCAGGACUGCAGAGAAGUUGCUGAGGAACAGCCUUGCUCAGGGAACAGACUAGAAGGAGGCAGGACGUGUAUUUUUCAGACAUAAAAGAACUGUCAAUCUGGACUCCUGUAUGCUAUGAAAAUAUCCGUUAGAAAGAAGAGGAAAUGCUGACACUCUCAGAUACCAGAAAAUGAAGGUUAAUUGUUUCCAGCAAGCUUCCUAAAUAAAGGGCAGAGGAAGGCCACAACCGAAGGAUAAGAAAAGAACUCUUGGAACAGACGGAAGGAAAAGAGGCUGCGGUAGGGAAAAUUAUGAGCAGUUACAACUUUCUGUCUCUUGGCUCAUAGACAUUUUGCAGGCUACUAAGGCACACACUGUGGACUGCUUAGCCCAGUGUCCAGUACCUCUAGAGGAAAUAGCCCAGAGGACUUAACUACAAAUGAGGGAGAGUAUUAUAAAUAGGCAUAAAACUUCUGCCCAUCAUUCAAAACGUUGAAGAGAUGAUUCUGAUGAUGUAAUUCUAUCUGUGUGAUAUAAUUCUGGGCCAGGAAGAUGCAGAUGCUUGUUACUAAGUCUUAUUGCCUGAUCCCCAGGGCCAAUGCGGUGGAGAAAAAGAAGCACCGUCCACUCACAUAAGAAAUGCAGGCAUUACAUGCUCAGCCCCAAAUACAUAAAAAAAAAAUAACGAUAUGAUGUGAUUCCUGGAGAAAGCAAUAAGAAAAAAAAUACAAAGAAACACACAUGAAAAAGUACUAAAAAUAAAAAAAUAUAGAAUUAUAAGAAAUGUUCAAGAAAACCCAGGACAGCAGAAAAAAAAAUAGAAAAUGAAAAAGAAAAACAGAAAACAAGGGGUUGGAGAGAUGGCUCAGCCUGCUCUUCCAGAGGUCCUGAGUUCAAAUCCCAGCAACCACAUGGUGACUCACAAUGGAAUCUGAUGCCCUCUUCUGGUGUGUCUGAAGAUAGCUACAGUGUACUUAUAUAUAAUAAAUAAAAAUAAAUAAAUCUUUUUUUAAAAAGCCUUUCUGGUGACGACCUCCCUACGAGAACAUGCCUCUCCAGAAGAGGAGAAGAGGAAACACAAGAAAAAGCGCUAGGUGCAGAGCCCCAAUUCCUACUUUAUGGAUGUGCAAUGCCCAGGAUGCUAUAAAAUCACCACAGGCUUUAGCCAUGCACCAACAGUAGUCUUGUGUGUUAGCUGUUCCACUAUGCUCUGUCAGCCUACAGGUAGAAAAGCAAGGCCGACAGAAGGAUGCUCCUUCAGGAGGAAGCAGCACUGAAAGUCCCUGAUUCAAGAUGAGUGGGAACCUUCCCAAUAAACACAUUUUGGAAAGAAAAAACCCAGAAAACAAACAAAACAGCAGAUUUAAUUACCUUAAGCAGAGACUGUCCAAAUACACCGAUUACAAGCAGAGAGUAGUAGAGUACAUUUUAAAGGCACAGUCCUGUAAUGUUGUGUAUACAAGAAAGUAACUUCAAAGGCGGAAUGAGGAGCGAGAGAAAUGGCUCAGUGGCUAAAAGUAGCUACUGCUCCUGCAGAGAACCUAAUUCAGUUCCACACACCCUGUGAGUAACUCCAGUUCUAGAGGGACUAAGACACCUGCACCCAUGCAAAUGCACCCACACCCAGACACAUUUUUUAAAAGGGCCUAUUGAAAGUAAAAGGAUAAGGGGACUGGAGAGAUGGCUCAGUGGUUAAGAGCACUGACUGCUCUUCCAGAGGUCUUGAGUUCAAUUCCCAGCAACCACAUGGUGGCUCACAACCAUCUGUAAUGGGAUCUGAUGCCCUCUUCUGGUGUGUCUGAAGAUAGCGACUGUGUACUCCCACAUGUUAAAUACCCUUUUUUUUAAAAAAGGGUAAAAGGAUGAAAAGUGAUAUAGAUUGCAAACAUUAAUUAAAAGAAAUUAUGACUGGUCAUAUGAGAUAAGAUAGAGUGUAGAGAAAGGAAAAUCACCCACAUCAAAGCGAGACCUUGUAUCAUGAUAAAAACAUCGAGACAGAAAACGGACGCGGCAUUUGUAAAUGUAUGUGCACCAGCCAACAGAGCAUCAAAACCAUGGGGAUGGGAACGCACUGGACCUGAAAGGAAGAAUAGACAACAGCAGUUUACCCACAGCUAAACAGAAAAUCUGCGAGACGACAGAGAAACGCAUCAUGACCAUCAUUCCCUAGAAUCCCAUCAACGUCUAUAGAACACUGUACCUGACAGCAGCACAAUGUGCCUCGAGAAUUCAGAGUAAAAAGCAAGCAGAGGAAAGGGAGUAAGAAAGAUGAGAGAAAAUUAAAUAAAAUUAAAAUAGUAAAACAGGGGUUGGGGAUUUAGCUCUGUGGUAGAGCGCUUACCUAGCAAGCACAAGGCCCUGGGUUUGGUCCUCAGCUCCAAAAAAAAUAAAAUAAAAUAGUAAAACAAGAUCAGUCAUGAUGGCUUCAUCUUAGGGCUUCAUGGGCUGAGACAGCCGAAUCUCUGAGUGAGAAGCCAGCCUGGUCGACAUAUUUCCGGGCCAGCCAGAGCUACACUGUGAGAUUCUGUGCCCAAAAGUAAGCAAGCAAACAAACAAAACAACAACUGCGCCACAAAAAAAAAUUAAAAAUAUUUUAAAAGCCAAUGAAACACAGAGUUGGUUCUGUGAAUUCAUCAGCAAGCUUGAUGAUGAAAUUCCAUUUAGAUGAACAAAGAAAAAAUGAAGAAAAAGAAGGGAACUGUGGUCAGUGUGAAAGCAGAAUGCUCGUGAAAGCCAGACAUGGCUGACCAAUAUCAAGAGUGGACUGGGGGGUGUCGCUACAGGCUACGUCAGCAUCAAAAAGCCUGAGAACUUUGGGGAGAACGCUACACACAUUGAUUUGACAACUAGAGCAAAUAGACAGAUGACCCAAAGAGGGGAACAUAAUUCCAACUUACCAAUAUGACAUUGGUAAUUCGAGGGGCAGGAGAGAUGACUCAGAAGUUAACAGCACUGGCUGCUCUUCAGAGGGGUUAGGUUGGUUCCCAGCACCCACGUGGUAGCUCACAGUGGUCUAAUUCCAGUCCCAAGGGACUGACACUCUCAUACACGCAGGCAAAAAGGCACAUAAACUAAAAAGAAAUUAUUUUUAAAAAUUAACAAUAGGCCAUUUGAUAUCUCUACCACUAUCAAGAGAAUCAAAUUUGUAAUUUAAAAACUCUCCCUAAAAUAAAUAUAGGUAGCUAUAUGGUCUCAUUGGAGAACUCUACCAAUUCUAUAUAGUAUCUUGAAAAAAAACAAAAACAAAAACAACCCCAAAAAACCAGAAUCAAGUUCCCAAUUUAUUUUCUGAAGCCAGAAAGACUAGACAAAGAUUGCACAAACAGGUUCUACAAACCAACACCCAUUGCACAUGUACCUGCAGAGAUAAGCAGCAAAAUAUUGUCACAUAGAACUGAGCAUAUAUGAAACAUACUAACAUAUAAAAAGAAUUAUGCAACUGAAAAGGUAGACUUUAUUCCAGGGGUGUAAGACUAGCUCUAAAACAAUUCGGUGUGAUCCACUAGCCUACUAGUUUAAAGAGGAAAAAUCACGGGUCACUGAGAUGGCUCAGGGGAUAAAGGCAGACAACAGUAAGCCUGAGGACCUGCGUCUAAACUCUGGGUCCUCCGGGGUGGAUGUGGGGGACCACCCUCUGCAAGUUGU